Tarenaya hassleriana is the source of this 1805-nucleotide messenger RNA. RefSeq names its product macrophage erythroblast attacher. Gene Ontology annotation, cellular component: nucleus; cytoplasm; GID complex. The record is from RefSeq and is a predicted model, not a curated record. NCBI's taxonomy places the organism in Eukaryota, Viridiplantae, Streptophyta, Magnoliopsida, Brassicales, Cleomaceae. The transcript is spliced from 8 exons. The coding region runs from base 96 to 1358 and encodes 420 amino acids. Gene Ontology annotation, biological process: proteasome-mediated ubiquitin-dependent protein catabolic process. Gene Ontology annotation, molecular function: ubiquitin protein ligase activity; protein binding.
UCUAAUCUUCCACGAGCCGCAGCCCGCAGGCGAAAUCUCACAGUUCCUUGCGUGCUUUUCUUUCUCUGUCUCUAGUUGCUUCUCCGAUUAUCUCGAUGAUGGAAAUCGAUCCAGUUCCCAAUGGAAACGCAAACGCCGAAACGGACGGAACCACCGCCACCUCCGCGGCGAUCGCUCCGCCUCCGGCUCGGUCGUCGAGGUUGAGUCAGCUUACGGAAUCGCUGAAGCUGGAGCACCAGCUCCUCCGCGUCCCUUUCGAGCAUUACAAGAAGAUGAUCCGAGCCAAACACCGAGCAUUCGAGAAGGAGGUCUCCUCAGUCGUUUCUGGCGUCGGCGAUUUGACUGAUUCCGAUUGGUCCAAGGACGAUACGGUUCUGCACCUUACGAGCCUUGUCUCGCGAUUGCAAGGCCUCAAAAGAAAGUUGGAAGAAGGAAACAAUGCAGAGAAUUUGCAAGCCCAGAGAUGUCGAGCUCGUAUUGAUCAUUUGGAUUCUGCAGAUGCAGAGAAUUUUUCUGAAUGGAACAACACAAAGUUGAAGCGGAUUCUUGUAGACUACAUGCUGCGAAUGUCGUAUUUCGACACUGCUACAAAGCUCACAGAGAGUAGCAAUAUACAGGACCUCGUUGACAUUGAUAUUUUUCAAGAAGCUAAAAAGGUGAUCGACGCCCUUGAAAAUAAAGAGGUAGCUCCUGCCUUGGCAUGGUGUGCUGAUAACAAAUCGCGGUUGAAAAAGUCAAAGAGCAAAUUUGAGUUCCAGCUAAGGCUGCAAGAAUUCAUAGAGCUGGUUCGGGCUGAUUCAGCUGAUAGCUAUAAACACGCUAUACAGUAUGCACGAAAGUACUUGGCACCUUGGGGAUCAACCCAUAUGAAAGAAUUGCAACAUGUGGUGGCCACUUUGGCUUUUAGAAGUAAUACAGAGUGCAUAAAAUAUAAGUCAUUGUUUGAACCGAAGCAGUGGGACUUUCUAGUCCUUCAGUUUAAACAAGAAUUUUGCAAGUUAUAUGGCAUGACACUGGAGCCUCUAUUAAACAUCUACUUACAAGCAGGCUUGUCCGCUCUGAAAACUCCAUUUUGUUAUGAGGAAGAUUGCACCAAGGAGGAUCCUCUUUCACAAGAGAGCUUCCGGAAUCUAGCUCUGCCUUUACCAUAUUCGAAGCAGCACCAUUCAAAACUCGUUUGCUAUAUUUCUAGAGAGCUGAUGGACACGGAGAAUCCGCCACAGGUGCUGCCCAAUGGUUAUGUCUACAGCACCAAGGCACUCAAGGAAAUGGCCGAGAAGAACGGAGGGAAGAUAACAUGUCCGAGGACAGGUUACGUCUGCAACUACUCCGACCUAGUUAAGGCCUUUAUAUCGUGAGCUUGGAUGCAGAAGAGGGUUGUCCAGGAGAGAUCAAGCCCUUCACUGUUUGAUCCUCCUGCCACUACGGAGGCCAGGUUAGUAGUGGGAAAAUGGCUGACCGCUAUUCGUUCUCGCCCAAGUCAGUAACACUACUUUGCCUCUGUGAAUAAACAUAAAUUCGUAAUCUCACAUCAUCUGUAGCAACUAUUUCUUACCCCUUGUAAAUUCAUUUUUAUUUCAUGUGUUAGUAAAUCUUUAAUCAGCAACCAUGGAAUAACAAUUUUAGUCCGAGUUCCAGUUCCUGGACUACAAAAUUAGUUUCUCAUACCCGACGGCUAGUGAAAGGGAACACGUUAAAGCCCAUGCCCUCUUGUACAGCUUUUCAAGUUGGCACAACUGCUUGAGCAGAUAUUAUAUCUAUUACAUAACAGUAACCGUAGCUACGGGAAGAUCAGACAAAACCGG